AUGCGACAUGAACCCAACAAAGCAAUUAUAUUUCGCUCGGAGAAUUUCCUUCAAUUAUCACCAUCCAACGACGUAGUGAGAAUUACUGAGGAGAAAGGCAACACAAAAAUGGAAUAUGAUGUGAAAGUGGAAUGUGGGAAGAAUUACUAUGGACAGGAAUGUGCUAUUUUUUGUAAUCCAAGCAUCGGAAGUUUUCAUUUUAAAUGUUCACCGGAUGGACGACGUUUAUGUGAAGAUGGUUGGAGUGGACAAAAUUGUGAUGACCCAAUUUGUGCUAAUGGAUGUAUUAAUGGAUAUUGUGUAUCACCAGGAAUAUGCAAAUGUCGUAAUGGAUGGCAAGGUAAUAGUUGUGAUCGUUGUAAACCACAAGAUGGUUGCAAACAUGGUUAUUGUAGCAAACCUAAUGAAUGUAUUUGCGAGAAAAAUUGGGGUGGAACAUAUUGCGACAGAGAUUUAGAUUAUUGCUUUCAUAAUUCGCCAUGUUUGAAUGGCGGAAAAUGUUCAAGCGGUGGAUUGCAAAAUUAUUACUAUUGCAAUUGUACGAAUGGUUUUAGUGGACAAAAUUGUGAAAUUAAGUCAGAUCCAUGUGCUAAAGUAAAUUGUGGUAAAUAUGGUCAAUGCAGAGCUUCGUGGAAUUCUGAAAGCAAAUAUCUGUGCUAUUGUGAUGCGACUCAUUACGGCGAUCACUGUCAGUAUCGUGUGGAUCAAGUUCAUUUUCAACGUUCACUUCAACGAGGAAGUUGUAAAUUAUCAAAUUCAGAAUACAUGUUAGCCGGAUUUAGCUGGACUACAGUUGAUUGUCGGCAUUGUGUAUGUCAAGAGGGUGAUAUCGUAUGUUCGGAGAAGAGAUGUGAACCACGCGAUUGCUCGCAUAAUGAUUCCAAUUUAGAAAAUUCUCUUGCAUGUCCGAAAGAUCAGGCAUGUGAUAUAUUAUUAUUCAUCGUUGAUUAUUCCCACUGUGUUAUUGUUACGGAAGAUGAAUGCCUAAAAGGGAAAUGUAAUUAUCCACGCGGUCGAUGUCUUUCUUGGCUUCAAAUAAACAGCGAAACAGCACGGCGCAAUUGUCAUGAACGUUUAAAUGCUGAUAAUCAAAAUACACAGGGAUGCGCACGAAUGUAUCUCGAAUUUGAUAUCAAUAAUCUGUUACCGGGAACAACAUCAGGUGAUAUUUGUUUUCAACUGUUAUUAGAUGCCAGUGCCGCAAAUAUCACGCAUGUUGGAUUUGAUUGCAAGUUGAUAUUUGAUAAUACAGUGCAAGUAGAUGUUAUCUCAUUACAACAACUCCUAACGGACGUUAUGACGAUAAAAGAUUUCCUGAAGAAUCGCAUUCUCAGUCAUUCAACCGCCAGUCAUAUACUAGCUGCAGUUGUCCGGAUCAAAGAAAAUGGUAAUAGUGAUGACAAGGAACAUCCAAUGUUGAAUGCUGUUUUAACACUUCGGAAUUCUGCGAUAUCACCGACAACUGAAUUCACAAUGCUAACAACCAAACAAAUGCUUGUCAUAAUUAUUUGCCUUAUGUUCCUAAUAAUUCUUAUCCUUCUAAACAUUUCCGUCGUGAAGAAUCCUAAUUUAUGUGCUCGCAAACGUUGUGAAGAUUCACAGAGCAGCGAUAAUCUUUUGGAAUUGCAAGUGAAGCAACCCACUCAACUUUAUACUACGCAGGAAGUAAUCAAAUUUGAAAAAAGGAAACAAAAUAUCUUACCGGAUGGCAUGCAUAAAACAUGGCAUUCUUCUGCUACGGAAUCGUUCGAUUCGGGAAUUGUUCAUGAAGUGGAAGAAAAUGAACAUAAUGCAAGGAUUUUGGAACAGCAGCGAAUGAAAUCGAAAUUACGAAUUUUAAAUGAAUCACAAUUCGACAAUUCCAUUUUAAAUCCAAUACGGUUACAAUUAACCGAUAAUAAUGUACAAUUGAAUGCUUCAAAAAGUUACUAUUACUAA
Cercopithifilaria johnstoni is the source of this 1938-nucleotide messenger RNA. Lineage: Eukaryota; Metazoa; Nematoda; Chromadorea; Rhabditida; Onchocercidae. The record is from the annotation of a GenBank genome assembly.